UAGCUGCUUCCGUGUUCUCCUCAGGGCAACAUACAAUGGACGCAACCGUCAUAAAAGCGAUAUUGUUUGACUUGGAUAACACGCUCAUUGAAACAAAUCGGGCAAGUGGAUUUGCGAUACAAAAGACUCGUGAACUUUUGAAGAGCUCCCUGGCUCUUGAUGACGACACCGUCUCCAGCAUCUGUGACAAGUUCAAGAAAAAACUCCUGCAUGAGAAGUUUGACCCUGCAGCUGGCAGAUCCAUCGAUGAGGUCCGAGUGGGUCACUGGGAUGAGAGCAUCAAGGAAACUGUGGACGGUUCAACACCCUCCCUGGCAGCAGAAUGCUACUACAUGUGGAAAAAUAGUCGACUGGAGCUUCUUUGUCUCUCUCCGGAGAUAUGCAAUCUUCUCAAACAACUUCGGAAGAGAUACAAGCUGCUGCUCUUGACCAACGGGAAUGCUCAAACGCAGAGGGAGAAAGUGGAGGCGGUGGGUUGUGAAAGGUUUUUUGAUGCAGUUGUGGUAGGGGGAGAUUACGCUGAGCAGAAACCCUUCCCCUCCAUCUUCAGACUGUGUUUUGACCUGCUCCAGGUGGAGGCCCGGGACUGUAUUAUGGUUGGAGACUCACUGGACACAGACAUCCAGGGUGGGUUCAGCGCACAAGUGCGUGCUACAAUUUGGAUUAACAGUACAGGAGAUGAAGUUCCAGUUGGUUCUGUGACACCAGACUACACAAUUUCUACUGUAUUGGACCUGGAAGAUAUUCUGGCACGACUAAAUUAAGGAGAACAGGUGUUCAACCCCUGCAUACCAUCACUAAUGUUGACUGAAUGAGGAAGAAAUGUAAAUAUAUAUCUAGGCCUGCCACAAUAAUGAAUAUAUUGAUUUAUCGAACGAAUAAUUAAAAAAAAAAGCAGGUCGAUAACGACGAGCCCUCGAUAACUUGACAUUUACGUGUAUGCGCGUCUGCUCCAUCUGUUAAUCUCCCUGUGGUACACAGGCUGGAUGACAAGAGGGUUCACUCUGCACGUGUCUUGUGUUCAUUGGCUCCAUAUGAAUGAACACAGAAGAGAGCGAGCAUCUUCUCAGAUAGCCUAUUAAGCAUCUUUGUCCUAGUAGUGGAGGCUGUGGCUGCAGUUAGCUAGCAGACCCGAUUAUGAAUGAAGGCACAAAAGUAAUCGUUUCUAAGCCGAAUGCCACAGUUCCAGUGUGGAUGUGACGCAAAGCCUUCGUCCCCACAGUCAACACUUACUGAGGCGCUUGAGUAAAUAUUAGAAGAAACAUCGCUAAAUGGUGUUCACAGUGUCAUUGCAAAAUAAAUGCAACCUUUCAAUACGGUUGAAAAGCCAACAUUUGAAAAACCAACUUAGGAAGGUAUCAGCAACAUUGCAUGAGAGCUCACUGUCUUGGUUGUUUUUAUCCACCUAUUGCGUUGCUGUUUGUAGUUCUUUUGACACUAUGAGUAGGAUUGGUCUGUGACGUCAUGAGUGUUCUGCUAGGCGGUUUCUGUGCCUCAUGUACACGAUGCUUGAUUGCCAUCUAGUGGCGCAAAUGUGACAUGACAAUAUGAUCAUUGAAUAAUAAUAAACCAAAUGAUAAUAUGGUUUAAAAAAGGUCGAAAUUAUCGACCAUCAAAAGUUUGUUAUCGUGACAGGCCUAUAUGUAUCUAUGAGGUUAUUGGUAGGCGUUUCUUUUACAUUUUGGUGAAAUUAUUGAUGAUGCCACAAAAAUGUAAGAAUAUUAUGUCAAAAAGCAUUUAAUUGCCAAACACUGUGUGUUCCUUGACGGUGUAUGCAUUGUUGCAUAAGACAUAAGAUGUAAUAUACAGUAAAUAUAUAAACCCGUGUCUUAUGCUA
Molecule: messenger RNA, 1837 nt
Organism: Dunckerocampus dactyliophorus (ringed pipefish)
Lineage: Eukaryota; Metazoa; Chordata; Actinopteri; Syngnathiformes; Syngnathidae
Gene: nanp
Product: N-acetylneuraminic acid phosphatase
Exons: 2
Coding region: 36-764 (242 amino acids)
Molecular function (GO): hydrolase activity
Source: RefSeq, a predicted model, not a curated record